CACACUUUAUCUUCGAUUCAUCAAUAUAUAUACAUUUUUCUGUCUUUUGUUGCCUGAUACUUGGGAUUGCAAUGGAUGUUCUACCAAUGUGCAGCAUAUUUCAGGAACUUCAGAUCGUUCACGACACUGGCUACUUCUCUGCAUUGCCGUCUCUUGAAGAAUACUGGCAACAGGUAACCAUGUUUAAAGUGAAGUGGCGAACACGAGGGGACGCCUCUCCGGACGGCAGGAGGAGAGUGCACAGGUGUCACUUCAACGGCUGCCGGAAGGUUUACACGAAGAGUUCUCACUUAAAAGCACAUCAGCGGACUCACACAGGUGAGAAGCCGUACAGGUGUUCAUGGGAAGGCUGCGAGUGGCGCUUUGCGAGGAGCGACGAGCUAACCCGACACUUCAGGAAGCACACCGGUGCAAAGCCAUUUAAAUGCAGUCACUGUGACAGGUGUUUCUCCAGGUCGGACCACCUGGCCCUGCACAUGAAGAGGCACCUUUGAGCGGGCCGCAGCUUCACGCUGGGGAUAUGUUGUGUCCUGACCAGCUUCCUGGUUGACCUGGCCCUGCAAGAAAUCGAGGGGGGGGAGUGUGUUCCAGCCAAAGCAUGCCAUUUUGCACCAUAUCCUGUGCCUCCGUGAGCCCCGGGAUAAAGGCGGACUGACUGGUUGUUGAAACGAAAAAAGGAAAGGACAAAAUCACGUAUGAAGAACCGAGGAUGAUUUAUAAAAAAAAAAAAGCAAAAGUAAAAAAAAA
Molecule: messenger RNA, 747 nt
Organism: Sinocyclocheilus grahami
Lineage: Eukaryota; Metazoa; Chordata; Actinopteri; Cypriniformes; Cyprinidae
Gene: klf6a
Product: Kruppel-like factor 6a
Exons: 4
Coding region: 72-494 (140 amino acids)
Biological process (GO): regulation of transcription by RNA polymerase II
Molecular function (GO): DNA-binding transcription factor activity, RNA polymerase II-specific; RNA polymerase II cis-regulatory region sequence-specific DNA binding
Source: RefSeq, a predicted model, not a curated record